ACGUACUAACACACUUGUAUAUAAGGUCUGAUUGCAUAUUAAUUGUUGUCGUAAUAGAGUUUUAAAAAGAGAGUAAUAUAGGGAGUGAUAUAGAAGUUUGCUAUCAAUUUUUCUUCUCUCGUGGCUCCGACGCUCCUUUCUUUCUCGGAGGCGACAGCUCGAACUCGAAUCCCUCAUCCAGCCUGGCGCUGGCGUCGCCGGUCGCCGCCGCUCGAUUGCCUCCGCCUGAAUAUCCCUUGCCCCAUAAGGCCUGACCUUGAAAGCCUCGCCUCUUGAUCCCGGCGGCGGCGGAGGGGAGGGCGAUGCCGAAGCGGACGACACACACCUACUCGAGCGAGGACGCACUGCCGGAGGGCCCCGAGUCCGACCUUUUCGUAUACUACUGCAAGCACUGCGCCUCACAUGUCCUCAUCACCGAUACCCAAUUGCAGAAAAUGCCCAAGCGAAAGACUGACAGAGCACAUGUUUUAGACAAGGCUAAGCAUCUUUCAAGGCUAAAUGUUAAGGAGGCAGGAAAAGUAAUGUUGAAACGUGGUGAAGGAAAGCUUGAAAAGCAGUUUCGCAUGAGCUGUGUGGGAUGUGACCUUUUUGUUUGUUACCGAUCAGAAGAGGAUCUGGAGGUUGCCCCUUUCAUAUACGUUAUUGACGGAGCACUGAGUUCAGUUGCUGCUGAGACAAAUCCACAUGAUGCUCCUGUACCUCCUUGCAUCACACAACUGGAAGGUGGACUUGUCCAAGUAGCCAUUGAAGUGGAAGACCGGGCACAACGUUCAGCAAUAACAAGAGUGAAUGCUGAUGACGUUCGAGUAACGGUAGCUGCCCUUGCUGCUCGAGGGGAAGCUAACAGUGAGUUGCUAGAAUUUAUGGGCAAGGUUCUUGGCCUAAGACUGACUCAGAUGACCCUUCAAAGAGGAUGGAAUAACAAAUCUAAGCUUCUAAUUGUUGAGGAUUUGUCUGCACGGCAAGUGUAUGAGAAGCUCCUAGAAGCUGUACAACCUUAGGCACCCGAGCGAUGGAGCAAUGUGGUAUGCAGUAUGCGUCUGGAUAUUCUCUUUCGAGGGCAUAGGAGAAGGUUUCCAUCUAUAUUGUGCAACAAGUGGAGCAGAACGUGUCGAGACGAGGUCGAAACAUGGCUCAAAUGUAUAACUAGACCAUAGCAGUAUCCGGUUCAUUGUUUCUGUCGUGACUCAGAUAUUGUAUCCUGUGGUCUCAAGGGAGGUGGUUUUGUGAUUUCCACAUUCUGAUCCAGACUGUUUUUGUGGCCACGACGCGUGCUCGUGUUAUUUAUUUGCAAAAUAAAUAGAUAUAUAUAAAAUUAAA
Zea mays is the source of this 1320-nucleotide messenger RNA. RefSeq lists its product as uncharacterized. The transcript has 7 exons. The record is from RefSeq and is a predicted model, not a curated record. Lineage: Eukaryota; Viridiplantae; Streptophyta; Magnoliopsida; Poales; Poaceae. Bases 303 to 1001 code for a protein of 232 amino acids.